Mesoplodon densirostris (Blainville's beaked whale) is the source of this 2546-nucleotide messenger RNA. It is a transcript of the gene SLC30A7, whose product is annotated as solute carrier family 30 member 7. Gene Ontology annotation, cellular component: membrane; Golgi apparatus. Gene Ontology annotation, biological process: transmembrane transport; zinc ion transport; intracellular zinc ion homeostasis. The record is from RefSeq and is a predicted model, not a curated record. Bases 188 to 1318 code for a protein of 376 amino acids. The transcript is spliced from 11 exons. NCBI's taxonomy places the organism in Eukaryota, Metazoa, Chordata, Mammalia, Artiodactyla, Ziphiidae. Gene Ontology annotation, molecular function: zinc ion transmembrane transporter activity.
CGCGGCUCGGGCCGGAAGUCGGCGGGUUCUCCGGUGUGUGUCUGAGUGUGUCUGUCUCGAAGCGGCGCGCGGCCCGGGGCAAGCGGGAUUCCCAGGUUCCCAUCUGAGGCGUCACCACUGUCACUACCAUCACCCACGGAGCCACUACUAGAGGGGAGUAGACCCGGCCCUUCGCCGGGCAGAGAAGAUGUUGCCCCUGUCCAUCAAGGACGAUGAAUACAAACCACCUAAGUUCAAUCUGUUCGGCAAGAUCUCAGGCUGGUUUAGGUCUAUCCUGUCGGACAAGACGUCUCGGAACCUGUUUUUCUUCCUGUGCCUGAACCUCUCUUUCGCUUUCGUUGAACUACUGUACGGCAUCUGGAGCAACUGCUUAGGUUUGAUUUCCGACUCUUUUCACAUGUUUUUCGAUAGCACUGCCAUUUUGGCUGGAUUGGCAGCAUCUGUUAUUUCAAAAUGGAGAGAUAAUGAUGCUUUCUCUUAUGGGUAUGUUAGAGCGGAAGUUCUGGCUGGUUUUGUCAACGGCCUCUUUUUGAUCUUCACUGCUUUUUUUAUUUUCUCAGAAGGAGUUGAGAGAGCAUUAGCCCCUCCAGAUGUACACCAUGAGAGACUGCUUCUUGUUUCAAUUCUUGGGUUUUUGGUAAACCUAGUAGGAAUAUUUGUUUUCAAGCAUGGAGGUCAUGGACAUUCUCAUGGCUCUGGCCAUGGACACAGUCAUUCCCUCUUUAACGGUGCUCUGGAUCAGGCACAUGGCCAUGGAGAUCAUUGCCAUAGUCAUGAAUUGAAACAUGGUGCUGCACAUAGCCAUGAUUAUGCUCAUGGACAUGAACACUUUCAUUCUCAUGAUGGCCCCUCCUUAAAAGAAACAACAGGACCCAGUAGACAGAUUUUACAAGGUGUAUUUUUACACAUUCUAGCAGAUACACUUGGGAGUAUCGGUGUAAUUGUCUCUGCCAUCAUGAUGCAGAAUUUUGGUCUAAUGAUAGCAGAUCCUAUUUGUUCAAUCCUGAUAGCCAUGCUCAUAGUUGUAAGUGUUAUUCCUCUUUUAAGAGAGUCUGUUGGAAUAUUAAUGCAGAGAACUCCUCCCCUUUUGGAAAAUACUCUCCCUCAGUGCUAUCAGAGGGUGCAGCAGUUGCAAGGAGUUUACAGUUUACAAGAACAGCAUUUCUGGACCUUAUGUUCUGAUGUUUAUGUUGGGACCUUGAAAUUAGUAGUAGCACCUGAUGCUGAUGCCAGGUGGAUUUUAAGCCAAACGCAUAAUAUUUUUACUCAGGCCGGAGUGAGACAGCUUUAUGUACAGAUUGACUUUGCGGCCAUGUAAAUGAAUGAAAGAAAUUAUGCCUUUUGGGGGACCUAGUUUUUUCUGGUACUGUACAAUCCUAAUUAUGGUACCUAACUUUUUAAAAGGAGGAAUCAUCACUACAACUCCCCAGCACCAAGUAGACCAGGCAGAGUCAGCCGAUUGUGCUCUGCCAGGAGUUUACAACUAAGGGAUCAGAAUUAAGAGGAUCUCUCCUGGACUUCUGGUCUUCUGUGCUUCUUCCCUCCAAACCAUUUUGAUUUCUGAGGUUUCUAGUUUUGUUCCAGGGUAUUGUUUUCUGUUUGUUUGUUUCCUUUUUUUUUCACUUCAAAUGCCCUCACUCCCACCCCUCAUCCUAGCCAGUAAGAAAUUCAGACAGUGGGCCUCUAAUCAUCUGGAAUGUCUUCACUGAAGCUGCUGGAAACCAAUGCUUUCAUUCCCAGAAAACCAGUGUUAUUUAAAAAAAAAAAAGAAAAAUGGAAAUCUGCUUUAUAUGUAAUGUCACAAUUGUUGACGUUCUUCAAUAUAAUCACGUUUGUAAAAUUGUUUGUACCUUGCAAACUUAUGAACCAAACCAUAUUGGGUUUUCAAAGUGCCUUUGUAUCAGAAAAUGUAUUUGCCAGCAUAGAAAUGUAACAUCAAAGGUCAUGUAUAUGUUUUUUUUUAAUGGGUAUUAUGUAUUCUGUACAAAAUAAGACUCUUGUUAGUAAUGUAUACAGAUGUCUUUUUGUGUACUUGCAGCAUAGCUUUAGAUAUAUAAAAAUCUGCCUUUUAUUACUUUAUCCCAUCAAAAAAUAAAAGGUGUUAUUUUGCUUUUUAAAUCAAAUUCAAUUAUUACAUUAAAUUAUUUUGUGUACUGUGUUUUCAAAACUUUGCAAAUGCUUCUGUUAUACAGACGGGUGUUUUGACUUACUUAAAACAUCUGCUAAAUUCCAAAUUUCUAUGAAAGCUACUGUGUCUGUGAUAAACUUUCAUAUAUCUCUCCUUGCUGUUUUUAUAGAUUCUAUUAAUGAAAAGGCAUGUAGAGUGAAGGCAGAAAUGGUUGUGACAAUGUUACUUUGCUUUUUCAUUCUUCAAAUGCCAAGUCAUACGUUUUCCUGUGCAAGUGUUACACAAAUACAGUUGCUUUCAGGAAUCCUAAAGCAGCAUUUUAUUGACUUUGAAGUAUUGAAGGUACUGAGUAAAUGUGGUAACAUAGAACUCUUCCUAACACAGGUAUCUUGGAAGUUAAUAAAUAAGUUGAUUUCUA